CCCCCCAGCGGCCAAGCCCCAUGCCCUUGGUCCCCUCGCGAUUUCCUACCGCCGCCAGCCUCCCUUGCCUCUGAUCCGCUCCGGAUCAUCCUGACGGCGGCGGCGGCGCUCUUGAUGCGGCCCGGCCAUCACGGCAGUGGCGCUCUGGCGCGGGCCGACCGUCCCAACGCGCGCCCCAGUUCCUGCAGAGCCCCUCCUCAUCCCCUUCCCCCGCUCCGGAUCCUCCUCACGGCAGCGGCGCUCCGGAUGCGGACGCGGCCACCCCAUCGCCCGCCCAGUUGAUUCAACCAUCGAUGUCGCCACCUCCUCCCCUCGCCUCCCCGCCGCCGUCGCCAUGGCCAUUGCCCCCGAGCAGCACCUGUCCGAUGGAGCAUCCCCGAGCAGCGCCUGUCCAAUGGCUCGGGAAGGAGUACUCCCGUCUACCACCGGUCCCUCCCCCGCCCUCCUGCCGCCGCCAUGGCCAUGGCCUGACGGGAGCUCGCCUUCCCCGCCAUGGCCAACCUCCGGUGAAGAAGCUCGCCGUGCCUACCAACGCCCCAGUUCCGUGCUUCCAUUCACUUCCCAGGUGGGUUGCUCCGAGUUGCUUAGUAGCUUACCUUCAAUCGUUGGGUCAACGCAUCUACAGAUGAAGGUAAUUGAUGGUUGACGCUCCACUUCCUCUCCCUACGAUCUGCACAAGAAACUGAAGAAAUUG
Messenger RNA from Triticum urartu, 694 nucleotides. The record is from RefSeq and is a predicted model, not a curated record. NCBI's taxonomy places the organism in Eukaryota, Viridiplantae, Streptophyta, Magnoliopsida, Poales, Poaceae.